AUGGAAACGGUCAUGGUCAAGGUACCCUAUGGGGCGCGCCCGGGUCAGAUCCUUCAGAUGACAAGUCCGAGUGGGCAGAAAAUUCAAUGCCCAGUGCCUGCAGGCGUACCACCAGGGGGCACUUUCCAGGUGAAAUAUAAGCUUGGGCCGAAGGGUCCCACGAUUAUCGAUGAACGAUCCAGAGGCAAAGCUGUGGCUGCUACAAUCUUGCCAGCAUAUUGGGCGAAUGUCAAAGUUCCUGACAAUAACGCCUUCGACCAGAUGAUCUAUGUCGACCGGCAGAAGCACGAGAAGUUCAACGAACUUCUAGAGAACACUUAUCGUGCCAAGGCGACGCAAGACAGGAAGUGCCCGAGAGGCGCUUGCCCCAAAACCCCAGGAGGAUGCCCUUGUGUACAGCCUGGGGCAAGCCCUGGCUUGCCAACCGGCUUCAAGGUCCGGCGGGUUGUGCGCGUAGAAGACUCGGAAAUGUGGGGCCGCUAUGUGGACCAACGCAAUGCCAUUGCCCAGCGGCGAGCAGCAGAGAUGCCAAUACAGCAGCUGGAUCCGCCGGCUGUGUCCAACGAAGUGGUUUCUCAAGAAGUAGCUGACGAUGACGCGGGCGGUAACAGUAGGAUUUUCGAGCCGCUGGACCUGGAGUUGAAUGAAAUGUACCUCUGGCAUGGCACGAACGUGCGCUCGGCUCUUUCGAUUGCGCAGAGUGAUUUUCGCAUUGACCUGGCCGGCAGCUCCACAGGAACCAUGUACGGCCUUGGCGCUUACUUCGCGGAGCACUGCACAAAAGCAGACGAGUACGCAAGUGAUGAGCCAGGUGGCUACUACGAAGGGGUUUUUGCACUUCUACUUUGCCGUGUUUGCUUGGGAAAGUUUUACUACACGCAGGUCCGGGACACAGAAGCUGGAUCACAUGUGCGGAGCGGUGGCUACGACAGUACUGUCGGGGAUCGACUGACGAAGGCAGACACUUUCCGGGAGUUUGUGCUGUACAACGCCGACGCGAUCUAUCCCGAGUAUGUUGUCCUCUACACACGGGUUCAUCAUGCUGAUCCUCCCGACAAAGUGGCAAGGCUGACCGCAGACCUGUAUCAUUUGCAGCUGCCCGUUUACUGGGCGAAUUGUGAUAAAGAUCCGUUGCGGCAGCCGUUUCACGAGCAAUUCUUGGUUGCACAGUACACAGUUGCGUUGCUUCAAGAGUUGGCGAAGGCCUGCUUCAAGGGCACGGGCUCUGUUGAAGUGGUUCGUGCGAAGCGCAUCGAGAACUCGCAGGUGUGGCAGAAGUAUGUGGAGCAUAAGCGGAAGAUGCUGCAGAAAAUUCAGGCAGCGAAGACAAACAAACCCGACUUCAAGUUCCUCACAGCCCGCGACCUCGAUGAUGCACACGGUGAGAUCCUGACGUUCAGCUUCCUCAGCGCGAGGGACUCCACCGAAGAGUGCGUGUCCAUCACUAACUUGGAAGAGCCCUUGAACGAGAACCUUCUGUGGCAUGGCACAUCGAAAGAAGCGGCUGAGAAGAUUGCCGAGAGCGACUUCAAGAUACCUGUUGGGAAGGACAUGAAGCACGCUGCUCGUUUUGGAAACGGAGCCUAUUUGGCAGAGGGCUUGGAAAAGUCGCUCUCCUACACGGAGCCCACGAACGACGGCACCCGUAUUGUUCUUCUAUGCAGGACUCUGUGUGGCGAUUUCUACUACACUGAGCGGCAUACGGAAAUCAAUGCAUCCCAGCUUCGUGAUGCUCAAGGCAAGCAUUCAGUCCUCGCAAAUCCGGAGCGGAAAGGUCCGCGAGAGUUCAUUGUGCCGACCGCAGACCAGGUGUACCCUGAGUUUAUUCUGGAGCUCAGUGUGAAGGAUUGGGAGCCGCCUCCUCCUGUACUACUGCAGAAGACCAAGCUACAGGUCCAGGUUCCCCGAGGUGUGGGGCCUGGCAGCUUGAUCGCAGUCCAGGCGCCAACCUCGGAUGGCUGCAGACUCGACAGCGGGCUCACUUUGCGUCUUUCCUGA
Symbiodinium sp. CCMP2456 is the source of this 1998-nucleotide messenger RNA. The record is from the annotation of a GenBank genome assembly. Lineage: Eukaryota; Dinophyceae; Suessiales; Symbiodiniaceae.